Fukomys damarensis (Damara mole-rat) is the source of this 5158-nucleotide messenger RNA. It is a transcript of the gene Scrib, whose product is annotated as scribble planar cell polarity protein. NCBI's taxonomy places the organism in Eukaryota, Metazoa, Chordata, Mammalia, Rodentia, Bathyergidae. The record is from RefSeq and is a predicted model, not a curated record. Gene Ontology annotation, molecular function: protein binding. Gene Ontology annotation, biological process: neurotransmitter receptor transport postsynaptic membrane to endosome; neurotransmitter receptor transport, endosome to postsynaptic membrane. Gene Ontology annotation, cellular component: postsynaptic density; adherens junction; postsynaptic membrane. The transcript has 38 exons. The annotation marks the transcript as partial.
UUGCUGCUCGACGCCAACCAGCUGCGCGAACUACCCAAGCCCUUCUUUCGGCUGCUGAACCUACGCAAGCUGGGCCUCAGCGACAACGAGAUCCAGCGGUUACCACCCGAAGUGGCCAACUUCAUGCAGCUGGUGGAGCUGGAUGUGUCCCGGAAUGAUAUCCCUGAGAUACCUGAAAGUAUCAAGUUCUGUAAAGCUUUGGAGAUUGCGGAUUUCAGUGGGAACCCCCUGUCCAGGCUCCCUGAUGGCUUCACACAGCUGCGCAGCCUGGCCCACCUGGCCCUCAAUGACGUGUCUUUGCAGGCACUGCCUGGGGAUGUGGGCAACCUGGCCAACCUGGUGACCUUGGAGCUCCGAGAGAACCUGCUCAAGUCUCUCCCUUCGUCCUUGUCUUUCCUGGUCAAGCUGGAACAGCUGGAUCUGGGAGGCAAUGAUCUGGAAGUGCUGCCUGAUACUCUGGGAGCUCUGCCCAACCUUCGGGAGCUGUGGCUCGACCGGAACCAACUGUCAGCAUUGCCCCCGGAGCUUGGGAACCUGCGGCGGCUGGUGUGCCUAGAUGUGUCAGAGAAUCGACUGGAAGAACUUCCUGUGGAGCUAGGUGGGCUGGUGCUGCUCACAGACCUGCUACUUUCCCAGAACUUGUUGCAGCGGCUACCUGAUGGCAUUGGUCAGCUGAAGCAGCUGUCUAUCCUGAAGGUGGACCAGAACCGGUUGUGUGAGGUGACAGAAGCCAUUGGGGACUGUGAGAACCUCUCUGAACUGAUUCUCACGGAGAACUUGCUAACGGCCCUGCCACGGUCUCUAGGAAAGUUGACCAAGCUUACCAACCUCAAUGUAGACCGGAAUCACCUUGAGGUGCUGCCACCUGAGAUCGGAGGCUGUGUGGCACUCAGUGUUCUUUCCUUGAGAGACAACCGCCUGGCCAUGCUGCCUCCUGAACUGGCCCACACAGCCGAGCUGCACGUGCUUGAUGUGGCUGGAAACCGGCUGCGGAGUUUGCCAUUUGCACUCACCCACCUCAACCUCAAGGCUCUGUGGUUGGCCGAGAACCAGGCUCAGCCCAUGCUCCGCUUCCAGACUGAGGACGAUGCCCAGACUGGCGAGAAGGUGCUCACCUGCUACCUGCUGCCUCAGCAGCCCCUGCCCAGCCUCGAGGAUCCUGGGCAGCAUGGGAGCCCCUCAGAGACCUGGAGUGAUGCCCCGCUGAGCCGUGUCAGUGUGAUCCAGUUCCUGGAGGCUCCUGAAGGCGAUGAGGACACUGAGGAGGCUGCUGCUGAGAAGCGGGGCCUGCAGCGUCGAGCAACUCCUCACCCCAGUGAGCUCAAGGUGAUGAAGAGAGGCAUUGAAGAGCGCCGGAGCGAGGCCUAUUCCUGCAAGCCCGACCUCAGACUCCCCUCGCCCACUGAGGAGGAGAAGAGACUGAGCACAGAGUCUGGCUUGAGUGAAGGCUCUGCCCCAUCGGCCGACACAGCCUCUGAGGGUGAACCAGAGGCUAAGCAGCAGGAAGCUACACCACAUGGCCAGGAAGAGGAUGUGGAGGAGGACUAUGAUGAGCCCACAGUGCACUUUGCAGAGGACACACUGUUGCCCAGGGAAGACAUCGAGAGUGAGGAGGGGCAGCUUGAGGCCCCCUGGCCCCUGCCAGGAGGCAGGCAGCGGCUUAUCCGCAAGGACACACCCCACUACAAGAAGCACUUCAAGAUCUCCAAGCUUCCGCAGCCUGAGGCUGUUGCAGCCCUGCUGCAGGGGAUACAGCCAGCUGGGGAAGACCCUGCAGGGCCAGCAGGCUGGCACAAUGGCCCCCACACACCCUGGGCUCCUCGGGCCCAGGAGGAGGAGGAAGAAGAGGAGGAGAGGGCUGAGGAAGAAGGAGAUGCUACCACAGAGGAGGAGGACAGAGAAGAGGCCGUGGCUUCUGCACCUUCUGUCAAGGGGGUGUCGUUUGACCAGGCCAAUAACCUGCUGAUAGAGCCUGCUCGCAUUGAGGAGGAAGAGCUGAUGCUCACCAUUGUGCGGCAGACAGGGGGCCUGGGCAUCAGCAUUGCGGGAGGCAAGGGCUCCACCCCCUACAAGGGAGACGACGAGGGCAUUUUCAUCUCUCGUGUGUCAGAGGAGGGCCCUGCUGCCCGUGCUGGGGUCCGAGUGGGUGACAAACUUCUUGAGGUGAAUGGCGUGGCCUUGCAGGAUGCUGAGCACCAUGAAGCUGUGGAGGCACUUCGUGGGGCUGGUGCUACCGUACAGAUGCGUGUAUGGCGAGAACGCAUGGUAGAGCCUGAGAAUGCAGUCACUGUCACACCUCUGCGGCCUGAAGAUGACUACAGUCCCCGGGAGUGGCGAGGAUGUGGCCUUCGCCUGCCCCUACUCCAACCUGAGGCCCCUGGGCCUCUGCACCAGCGCCAUACAGCCUGCCUAGUGCGCAGUGAGAAGGGGCUGGGCUUCAGCAUCGCUGGGGGAAAAGGCUCCACGCCCUACCGGGCAGGCGAUGGGGGCAUCUUCAUCUCCCGCAUUGCUGAGGGGGGUGCUGCCCACCGGGCAGGCACUCUACAGGUCGGCGACCGUGUCCUCUCGAUCAAUGGGGUGGACAUGACGGAGGCCAGGCAUGACCACGCCGUCUCUCUGCUGACUUCUGCCUCCCCUACCAUUGCCCUGCUGCUGGAACGGGAGACUGGGGGGCCCUCCCCUCCUAGUCCCCCACCACAUUCCUCCUCACCCCCCACCAUUGCUGCUGCUGCCACCCCUGGGGAGCCUGGACUGCCCAGGCUAGCUCCUAGUCUGCUUACUGCAACCUUGGAAGGACCAUACCCAGUGGAGGAAGUCUGUCUACCAAGAGCCGGGGGCCCUCUGGGGCUUAGUAUUGUCGGGGGCUCUGACCACUCCAGCCAUCCAUUUGGUAUCCAGGAGCCUGGUGUUUUCAUUUCCAAGGUGCUCCCACGAGGCCUUGCUGCUCGAUGUGGCCUGCGGGUUGGUGACCGCAUCCUGGCAGUAAAUGGGCAGGACGUUCGGGAGGCCACACACCAAGAGGCUGUUAGUGCCUUGCUCCGGCCCUGCCUAGAGCUGUCCUUACUCGUGAGAAGGGACCCACCACCCCCAGGAAUGCGGGAGCUCUGCAUCCAGAAGGCCCCAGGGGAGAAGCUGGGCAUCAGUAUCCGGGGGGGCGCCAAGGGUCAUGCAGGGAACCCCUGUGACCCCACAGAUGAAGGCAUCUUCAUCUCCAAGGUGAGCCCUACAGGGGCGGCCGGGCGUGAUGGCCGCCUACGUGUGGGGCUACGGCUCCUGGAGGUGAACCAGCAGAGCCUCCUGGGCCUGACGCACGCAGAAGCAGUGCAGCUGCUGCGCAGUGUGGGUGACAACCUCACUGUGCUUAUCUGUGAUGGCUUUGACACCAGUGCCACCACAACCCUGGAGGUGUCCCCAGGUGUCAUUGCCAACCCAUUUGCGGCAGGAAUCAGCCACCGGAACAGCCUGGAAAGCAUCUCGUCCAUUGAUCGGGAGCUAAGUCCUGAGGGCCCAGGCAAGGAGAAGGAGCUGUCUGGUCAGACCCUGCCCUGGGGACCUGAGGCUGCAGAGACCACAGUUCAGAGUCCAGAGCCCCUGAAACUGGAUUACCGAGCCCUAGCCGCUGUUCCCAACACUGGCAGCAUGCAGAGGGUACCAUCUGGGAUGACCGGAGGGAAGAUGACCUCAGACCCCUGCUCCCCCACUGGCCAGCAGACAAAACCGGGGGUGAUCCAGCCAUUGGCUCAGGCCUGGCCAAGGGGCUCCCCGGCCCCUAGGGGGAGAGGUGGUCCCUGCUCUCCAUCCUCCCCAGAUGAACUGCCGGCCAAUGUGAAGCAGGCCUACAGGGCCUUUGCAGCAGUACCUACUGCACACCCUCCUGAGGAUGGUGCUACUCAGCCCCCUGCACCAGGGCCAGCGGCCUCCCCUGAGCAGCUGUCAUUCCGUGAGCGGCAGAAGUACUUUGAGCUGGAGGUGCGGGUGCCCCAGGCCGAGGGCCCCCCAAAACGUGUCUCUCUAGUGGGCGCUGAUGAUCUUCGGAAGAUGCAGGAGGAGGAAGCCCGAAAGUUACAGCAGAAGAGGGCACAGAUGCUACGGGAGGAGGAGGCUGCAGCCAUGGGACCCAACAUAGGCCUUCCCGUGGAUGGGGAGGCCCUGGAUGAGGAGCAGCAGGAUGAGCCACCCUGGGCCGACCCAAGCCCUGCAGGAGGCUCUAGCCCAGCGUCACCCCCACCUAUGGUGGGCAGUGCUCCUGUGCGGACAGCCAAAGCUGAGAGGCGCCAUCAGGAGAGGCUGCGCAUGCAGAGCCCAGAGCUGCCUGUGCCCGAGCGGGCCCUGUCCCCUGCAGAGCGUCGGGCUCUAGAGGCCGAGAAGCGGGCACUGUGGAGAGCAGCUAGGAUGAAGUCUCUGGAGCAGGAUGCCCUUCGAGCACAGAUGGUUCUCAGCAAGUCCCAGGAAGGCCGGAGCAAACGAGGGCCCCUAGAGCGUCUAGCUGAAGCCCCAUCACCUGCUCCCACCCCAUCACCUACCCCCUUGGAAGACCUCAACCUCCAGACCAGCACCUCGCCCGGACGCCUGCCUUUGUCUGGAAAGAAGUUUGACUACAGGGCAUUUGCCGCCCUCCCUUCUUCCAGGCCUGUCUAUGACAUCCAGUCACCAGACUUUGUGGAGGAGCUGAGGUCCUUGGAACCAUCUCCCAGUCCUGGCCCACAGGAGGAGGAUGGAGAGGUGGCCCUGGUGCUCCUGGGAAGGCCCUCACCAGGUGCCAUGGGCCCUGAAGAUGUGACGCUGUGCAGCAGCCGCCGAGCCAUGCGGGCUGGGCGUCGUGGCCUGGGCCCUGUGCCCUCCUAGGGAGCUGUGCCUCCCUGGACUUGGGGUGGGGGCACUGCCAGCUCCAAUACUGCCCUUGCCCUGAGCCUUUUAACCUGGGUGUUAGCAUUUUGAAGAGACCCCUCAGGAGUUCUGGCUCAAACUCCCAACCCCUCCCAAGCCAGGAUCUCUUGGCAAGACUGUAACUAGUGAUGUUUGUACAACCAAAGACUCUAUUUUGUGGUUUAAGGAAAAUAAAGUUGAUUACGUUUUACCAGGUGUGUCCAUCCAUUGGUCCCACCAAGCUGGCUCCCAAUCUUUGGCCUUUCCCCAGCAGGGCACCCCUGCCAGGCCC